AUGUCCCGUCCUGUCCCGCCCGUGUCCCGCCCACGUCCCGCCCACGUCCCGCCCACGUCCCGCCAGUGUCCCGCCAGUGUCCCGCCCAUGUCCCGCCCCUGUCCCGCCCCGUCCCGCCCGUGUCCCGCCCUGUCCCGCCUUGUCCCGCCCGUGUCCCGUCACCGUCCCGCCCUGUCCCGCCCUGCCUUUGACACAGAGGCUUCACUGGUAAGCUACUACAGAGGACUGGUCAAGCACAUUGGAGCAAGGGGCUUGGAUAGGAUGAAGCUUGGAAGCGACGGAGACAUCCUGAAGCUUCCAGUCGAGACUUUGCAGCCCUCAGAAGUUUUUGCAGCAGGGCCACCGUGCGGGCCGUGGGCAGCCACAGGGGCUCGAAUGGGGACAGCAGAUAGUCGAAGCGAUGUGAUGGACACAUGUGUGGCUUGGAUCAUAUUCCAGGCGUGGCAGGGCCAGCUUGUGGCAUUUGUGCUGGAGAACUCCCGCUUGCUCAAGGGAACCCAGUACCUGGAGGAGAUUUUGAGUCGUCUCCAGUUCUGUGUGCCUUUCUUCCGUAUCGAGGCACAGGUGCACAAUCUCAAGACGAUCUUCCCCCAUGACAGGGAGCGUUUGUGGAUCCGGGGGAUGCGCAGAGAUUGCCUGGGCCCGGAGGCAUCUUUACCAGUGCCACUCACUGCCAAAGACUUGGGAGGGCAUGUGGACAUCAGGACCUUGAUCGAGUCCACAGUGCCCCCAGUGGGCCCUGCCUCAUUGAGCCACCGAAUGCGGUGCAACCUUGCUGCCUACAUCGCACGGAUUGAAAAAGAUGUGCUGGCAGGCAAAGCAGGGACCGUGGCCGUGGUGGAGCUAGACCGAAGUCCAUUGCGUGAUUACGGGAAGCAGGUUCUCUAUGAUCUGAUCCCGCCCCUUCGCACUGCUGGCCCCAAGUUGUUCCUGCUCUUGUCAGGGGAGGUGAAGAACUGCUUGCCGUGGCAACAGCAGCGACUUCACAGGUUCGUGACCCCAGAGGAGCGCUUCAUGUUCCAAGGCCACAGCGGCCUGGCGUGUCGUAUGUUUGAUAACAAGACUGCCGCCUUGAAGGCAGCAGGGAACGCUUAUCAUCCCCUGCAUUUGGCUUCCAUGCUGUGCCCAAUGCUGGAGCAAGCAUACAUCUAUGGUGCUUUGCCAGAAGAACCGACCAGGCUGAGCACCCAGGAGCUGCACGAGUUGAUUCCUGCAGUGACACCCGGGGAGUCGUUUCAUAACCCUGCUGAGGCUGAAGGUUUCCCCAAUGUCUUCUGUCAAGAUGACAUCGAAGAGUGUGAGAGCAUGAUCAAGAAAGGCAAGCAAGCUUCAAGGAAGUUUGCAGCCUCAUGUGUGGACAAGAAGGGGUCUGAAAGCUCCAGUGUGCAUGGUGCAGGGCCAGCCAGUCACAGGGCAGGGUUGGACCUAAAAUCUGAAGUGAAGGCUGAAGUCAAGCAGGCGUCCAGCAGCCAAGUUGGAAUUGCUCCUGCACUGCUGUGCCAGAAAUGUGGUGAAACCACAAACAUGGCCAGUAGCUGUGCUACUGGCCGAAACCCUUUGUUGCGAGCCUGCAACAGCUGUUUGGCAACGGAGAAGUGGCUGAACAGAAGCCUGACCAAGCCCAAGGGCCGAGAGGAAACGGAAGAGGAAAAAGGACGCCGACUGAACGCACAAAAGGUGAAAGAUGAGCUGAAGGCCAAGACACCGGAAGACAGGAAGAAGUGGUAUGCAGAACAAAAACUUUCCCGAGCCCAGGAAGAUCACCGAACGAAACGUACCUUUAGCUCUGCAGUUGGUCAUGUAGAGGAAAGAAGGAUUGCCUCAUCCUUCAGAGACAAUCUGGAUGUCUACGUGCCGUUCAGAAUUUGGGCAGCUCAAGAAAUGUCGCUCAAGGUUUACAACACUUUGCGGGAGGCCGAGGCAGGCUGGGAGAAACUCCUGGCAAACCCAGCUACCUUGACCGUGCAGAAGAAUGGCCAGACCUGUGUGAAGCAGUUCCACGGGGUGGAGGUGCGACAACGCGAUGGCCACGAGUUCCAGUCAGGACUGAGGCAGAGAAUGGAUAUCUCCGACGAGAAGGAGCUGGAUGAAUAUUUGGAAGAGAAUGAGAGCCGAUUGAAGCGAGCAAAGAACAGGCUUUCGGUCGAGGCCAAGGCAAACGAGGAAGAAGGGGAUGAUAAAAUCAUCCCUCUGCUCACUGUCCGCAAAGACUUGGGGCAGCUGAAAGAGAUUGAGGAAGCAAGGGAUGCAGAGAUGCAUGCCCAGGCCGCUGCCAUCGCAGAGAGAAAAGCCAAGGAAGCAAAGCAGAAGAAAGAGAAAGAAGAGAGCCAGGAGAAGUCCCUGCCCCUGGAGAAGCUGGCACUGCAGUCUGCAAAGGGAAAGGCAGUGCAGACCAUGACAAAUGUGCUUCUGAGGCUGCAAACAGUUUACAAGACCUUGGAAGAGGAGGCCAACAAGCUGACAGAAAAUGAAGGCGAAGACAUCAAGAGGGAGCAGGCUGCCAAGUUCCGGUGUGUGGCCCAAGCCUUGCAGACCCUGGAAACCUCCAUCAAUGAGAAGGACAAAGCUUGGGAGCAUGACGCAAGCCAAACCCAGACUGCGGAAGAGCUGGCUGCCCUCAGGCAGCAAAUCACCGAGGCGACAAAAAACUUCCACACAAGCUCUGAGGACUCCAAGGCAGCGAAAGACACGAUCACGGAUGUGAGGUGCUGGCUGAACAACACAAAGAAGGCAAUCCGAGACGCCGAGAAAGCAGCCCAGAAAACAGCUGCUGGGAAGAAGAUUGCCAAAGUUGCUGGCAGCAACACCCUGGACCAGCUGGGCCUGGCCUUGGCCAAGGACUGCAGGAGCAUGACAGAGUCACAUGGCGACAUCUCCUACACCCUCGAUGUCAAGAAUAUCUUGGCGGGAGGCCCACCCUGUCUCCUGGAUACGAAUCGCAGCCAGCAACUGCGAGAUACGGUUUUUGGCCUGGACUACUACAAGCUGCAGAAGACAUGGGUGGCAGAGAAGAUGAAGUUCGUGCAGGGCAGCAGUUGCUCUGCCAUCGUGUCAAAGAAAGCUGUGGCCGGCAGGCUGGGCCAGUUGUUGCAGAAGUCGUGGCCCGACAUCCUGGGCACAGACACACUGCGAGGAGUUCCUGCCGAGGCACAGGACCAUUUCGUGAUUCAGUUCGCCCAGAGGCACAACAACACCGGAAGUCUCUACGCGCGAACAGAGCUGAACUGCCCAAUGUUGCUGCUGCUCUUGGAGGGGGACUUGGCAGUUGGAGGGUUCCGUCCUGACAGGCUGGGUGGCAAGACCCUAGCCGAGGAAGUGAGGAAACUGGAAAGCAUGACAGCUACACAGAUCCGACUGGAAGCGGAAAAUCAUGGCUGGAUGGUCAGGCUGAAGCCUGGAGCAAGCAUUCUGAUUCCCUCCAACUGCGUGUGGUUUGAACUUUCGGGUGACGAUAGCGAGAAUCACAGCAUUCGCCAAGUGAUUGGACGAGAGGCCUUCGUACCUCCAAUGCUCCAGUGGCUGGAGCAGAUGGACAAGGAGGGUAGCCUGGCACAGAACGAGGCCUUGGUGAAGCUCAGAGCCUUCCUUCAGUCACAGACUCAGGUUUUGCCAGACUCACAGGCCAGCAAAUACGAUAGCCAGAGUACUCUUCUCAACUGUCAGCCUACCACUGCAGGGACAAUAUCCAAUGCUGUGACUUUGCGAGGUGCUGUGUUGCACGAGGCUAAAGAUGGCAUAGCACAGAUACCGAGGUGCCAGCAGUCAGUGGGGCUAAGUACUGUUCUCAACUGUCAGCAGCCGGAGACUGCAAGGAGAACCUUCGAAAAGGAUGACAAAGAUUUGGAAAUCACUUGUUUGGAGAAUGAGGUGGAAGACCUCAAGUGUGCUUUGAAGCGAACUCGACUUCUGGCAGAUAGCCAGGAAAAGACCAUCUCAGUUUUAACGACAAAGAAAGCUGAGUUGGAGAGUGACUUGUCUGAAACAAGACAGAAGCUUCAAGCAGCUGAGAAAAGGCUGUUGCGACAGGAUGCUUCGAGUUCGCAGGGCCUGGACAAAUUCAGGUUGGUCUCCAGUCAGGGCAUGCAAUCUUUGUUUGGAGACACUUGCCUGAUAUACGACACGUGCAUGGCUCGAACGAUCUCCUCCGUCGUCAACAUUGCAGAGUCGAAGAAGGUGUCUCCCGAACAGAUCGCAUCCGACAUGGACACCUUUCAGGUGUACUGGCAGCAGCAGGUGGAGAAGAUGGAGGACAUCUGUCGGCAGGAGGCCGGGGCCAGCGGACGUGUCGAGGAUGGGUUGCCGACGGUGUUCUUCACCAUCUCGCCGGCCGAGUGGAGGUACGUGUUGCACGAGGGCAUGUUUCCCGAAGGCGACCUCAGCGACCAGCAGAGCCUGCUGACCUUGCAUCUGUACCACACGCUCGAGGCCAUGCUGGGACUGCACCUCUUCAAGGAAGGUGUCAGCCUGGCUCGGGUCGGCGUUGCGAAAGUCCGGCAGUGGUCCCUGCGUUACGAGUUUCAGUCACGAGGCACUCUACACGUGCACUGUCUGCUGUGGGCGGACUUGCUUCCUGGCUGGACGGCGGAGAACGUCACUGCGAGGACGGGUGGCAAGGAGAGGUCGGCGUUCUUGAUCCUGCUGGAGGAGCUGUUUCGCUCUCGAGCCGACGUACAGUGUGGCGACGGUCAUCACCUCUUGCUCCAAUACGUGGCCGGGUACGUCAGCAAGGCCUCCGAUGCGCUGACCUUCAGGUCGAAGCAGGCGCAACAUGACGGCGACGGAUCUCGUUGGCGCCAGGUGUAUCGACUGCUCUGCAAGAAGUCGCCGCUGGAGCAGGAGAUGGUCAUGGAGAUGGCCGGCCUGUCGAUGGCAAAGCAUUCCUUCACGGGCGUGUCGUUGUUCCCUCCGAUACCUGGCAGCAAAGCCGUCAACGAGUCCCGGGCGCACUACAACGCCUUCCAGCAGUUCCUGCACCGUGGCGCGGUCGUGGACGGGGCCGCCACCAGCAUGUCUUACAUGCAGUGGCUCCGCAUGUUUCGCGUGGUGACGACGGAUGGGAAGUCUGUGGUUCGACCCAGGAACGUGGCCGGACCGGGUCGAAACAAGAGCUGUGGCAUAGGAAUUCGCUUUCCCUUCGAGCUGCUGGACAUCUUCGUGGGCGCCUGGGCGGCGUGCUUCCUCGAGAACAUGCUCGAAGCUCGCCUGCGGCCGAGCACGGAGGAGGACGAUGCUUACCCGGCCGGCUUCGACUUCGAGAAAGCUCGCAGGCGCCUCUUUCGAGCUGAUAGCCGCCAUCGAGGGCGACCUGAUGUGCGUGGGCUCAGCGUGGAUCGCAUCGUCACCUUCAAGGCGAGAAUCAACGCAUGCUCCCUGCUGCUGCAGGGCAAGGAUCCGUCGAUUUGGUCCGCUAGACGCCCGGCCGGGCUCCCGCAGAGGCAGUGGUCGCCCGAGCAGGCGCAGGUUCUGGGCCGCAUCAGGGAGGGCCUGCGUGUAGGCGAUGCCGGUGUCAUGGCAGACUCCAGACGAGUCCUGCGCGUUACCGGCGGGCCGGGCACGGGCAAGACGGAGGUGGUCAUCGGAGCGGUUCAGGCGGCGCUCGAGGACGGUUGCCGGGUACUGGUGGCUGGACCGAUCGGCCUGCUCAUGUCCAUGUACAAGCUGCGGCUGCCUCCCAACGAGAAUCUGGUCAUGGAGACGAUCCACGCAGCCUUCAAGGUCGUGCGGGAUGCGGACGCACAGUACAUUCCUCCGGGAAGGCUGCGAACUUUCGACCUUAUCAUCCUGGACGAGGUCAGUCAGAUCGAUGCAGCGGUGUGGAACUGUCUCAAGAUCGCCUUGGGGGAGCUGAGGCCGUUGCCGUUCAUCGUCUUCGUCGGGGAUUUCCAGCAGCUGCAGCCUACAGUGGGGCGACCGCUGCUGCAGCAGAACCUGGAGCAGCAGGUUCGGGAUGGCACCGUCUUCGCGGUGGAGCUGCGACAGCACGAAGCCGCCCGUUCUGCCGAUCCCGUGAUGCUCGACUUCCUGCAGCGAGCCAGAGUCCGCCAGCCGAGCAGGGACGCCCUUGGAAGGUUUUUCGCGGGCAGGAUCUGGCCGUCGGACCUCAACCUGGCGACCGCCAAGGCCAAGGAGCUGGAGGCCUCCGAAGGCGGCAGCUUCACCUUCCUCACCGUGACGAAUAAGGGAGCCCAGGACAUUAACAUGGCGUGCCUGGCUCGUGAUUACCCGGAACAGCUGCGGCUGACGCACAACGUGGACAAAGACAGGGGCUUCGUCAACGGUGCCAUGGGCGUGGUCCAGGAGGUUCUUCGGAAGGACGUCUUCGUCCUCAUGACAGGGCAGCAGGUGCCCGUCUUGGUGCACCCCAUCACGUACAAGGGCAAUAAGUAUUUGCCGGUUUCCUAUGGCUGGGCGACCACCAUUCGGCGGGUGCAGGGCGCCACACUGGACAAGGUCGUGCUGUACUUCAACCGGCAUCUGGCGGAUCGCGGCUACGCCCACGUGGGGGCUUCUCGUGCCAGGAGAGCCGUGGAUGUGUAUCUCAUGGGGCGAAUUCGGCGAACGGACUGGCUGGCUGUCAACUCCGACCAGGCCGACGAGCAGACGGUUCUCUCGGCGCUCAGCGAUAGCUCCGCCUCCGACGACGACUACUUCCCGUCGGACCCGGAAGCGGACUCCUCCGACCCCGAGCCGGCCGACUCCGACUUCGAUCCCUGCUCCGAAUCUGAGUCGGAGUGA
Messenger RNA from Symbiodinium natans, 6735 nucleotides. Lineage: Eukaryota; Dinophyceae; Suessiales; Symbiodiniaceae. The record is from the annotation of a GenBank genome assembly.